CGAUAGGCAGAACUCCAAAAACUAAAGACCCAGUGUUGAGGAAAAUUUUAAUACAUUACAUUUCCCAACUUAAAAAAGGAACUAUCUCUACUCAACAAGAGGUAGCAGAAAGAGUUUUCCAAGAUAUAGGUCAAAAGGUCAGUCAGCCCACUAUUUCUCGUUAUCUAAAAAAAAGAAAAGUUACUCAUAAGAAAAUUGAUUAUCAUUAUGUUGAACAAUUAAACCAUCCUGAGAAAAUUAUGGAUUUUGUUGAAAAGAUUCCAAUUUUAUCUAAAUCCCCUGUUUUAGCGAUAGAUGAAUGCUCUUUCCACUUAAACGAAGUUCCUAGAUAUUCCUAUGCUGAAAAAGGCAAGCGGGCUAGUCAUCGCAAACCAGGGAUGAAAACAGAGGAUUUUCACGAAUUCAUUUCUAAUCUUAAUCUUCCAACUAACCAAAAACUUUAUCUCUUGCUAGAUAAUCUCAAAGUUCACCAUGCCACUAAAUCUUGUCAGAAGUUAGGGUUAACAACUAUUAAGGAGUUAUUAGUUAGUAAGAAUAUAGAACCAGUUUAUUUACCUCCUUACACCCCUGAGUUAAAUCCAGUAGAGUUGUGUUUUAAACUUUUAAGGCAAAAUACCAAGAAAAAGAAACCAAGAACUUUUGAAGAGUUAGAAGCCUCUAUUAAUAAAGCAACAAAAGUAUUAGAACAACAGGAUUUAGUUAAAUGCUUUCAACAUUGUUGA
Messenger RNA from Ambispora leptoticha, 722 nucleotides. Lineage: Eukaryota; Fungi; Glomeromycota; Glomeromycetes; Archaeosporales; Ambisporaceae. The record is from the annotation of a GenBank genome assembly.